AUGACGAUCCCGUCACUCUCCCUUCGCAAGGUCACGCCAGAAACCCUCCCCGCCAUCCACGCCCUCGUCGAAAGCUCCUUUCGCGGCCGCCACGCGGAAAAGGGCUGGUGCAGCGAGGCCGAAUACUUUACCAGCGCGCGCAUCACGCCCGAGGACAUGCUCGCCAAGCUCAACAGCCCCGGCACAACGCUCCUCGCCGGCUACGACGACUCGACCGGCGCCCUCGUCACCUGCUGCGAGAUUGCGCAAAAGCAGGACAUCGACAUCGACAACGACGGCAAGACAACGACGAGGACGUGCUACUUUGGUCUCUUUGCGGUGGACCCGGAGAAGCAAGGGGGCGGCAUCGGCAGCUUUGUGCUCGGCGAGGCCGAAAAGUACGCCCGUGAUGAGCUGGGCUGCACGAGGAUGGAAAUGCAAGUCAUUGACAGGCGCGACACCUUGAUUGCGUACUAUGUUCGACGGGGGUAUGUGCAGACAAAGGAGACGAGGCCGUUUCCGUAUGAGCUGUUUGGCGAGGGCACUGUUCUUCGGGACGAUUUGCGAUUUACGGUACUGGUCAAGGAGUUGGCGGCAUAA
Messenger RNA from Beauveria bassiana ARSEF 2860, 579 nucleotides. Its product is annotated as alpha/beta hydrolase. NCBI's taxonomy places the organism in Eukaryota, Fungi, Ascomycota, Sordariomycetes, Hypocreales, Cordycipitaceae. The record is from RefSeq and is a predicted model, not a curated record. The coding region runs from base 1 to 579 and encodes 192 amino acids. Gene Ontology annotation, molecular function: acyltransferase activity, transferring groups other than amino-acyl groups. The transcript has a single exon.